This is a messenger RNA of Capsicum annuum, 1015 nucleotides long. RefSeq names its product protein GLUTAMINE DUMPER 5. The record is from RefSeq and is a predicted model, not a curated record. Gene Ontology annotation, biological process: regulation of amino acid export. Bases 146 to 631 code for a protein of 161 amino acids. NCBI's taxonomy places the organism in Eukaryota, Viridiplantae, Streptophyta, Magnoliopsida, Solanales, Solanaceae. The transcript has a single exon.
CCCAUUAACAAUUUAUUCCAUUCAUAAAACCUUUAUUAUAAAUACACAUACACCUAACUUCACUUCUCAUCAAAGCCAAGUAGAAAAAAGCAAUUUAGUUCCAAAAUUACCCUUCUCCAUAAAUUUUAUUCCAAAUUUAUACAAAAUGAGAACUGUAAGUACCUUUGUUACCGGAAGAACUCCAUUGUCGCCGGCGGAAAGUAUUCAGAGAUCCACGUGGCAUUCUCCGGCGCCGUAUUUAUUCAUCGGUCUUUCAGCAAUGCUAGGGUUAAUAGCAUUUGCGCUAUUAACCCUAGCUUAUUCUUGCUGGAGAAACUCCGGCGAGAACGGAGGAGACGCCGGUGAUGUGGAAUCCGGCGGCGCCGGGGAGAAAAAUGCCGGAGAUGUGUUGAAGUUGGAGACAGAUUUAGAAGAGAAAAUUGUAGUGAUAAUGGCGGGAGAUUUGAAUCCGAGUUAUUUCGCUACGCCUGUUUGGAUGAAUAUUUGUAAGUUUGGUGAUGAAAAUGGGAAAGUUGAGAAGAAAUCGGAAAUGGAAAGAGGAGAAUUAAGUGAUGAGAAGGUGAAAGAAGAAGUAAUUAGGGACCAAAAUCAUGAGGAAAGUCAUUGUGCUCGAAACAAUAUCUGUAUUUGAGUCUGACUAAUUUGAAAAAUUCGUACUGUAGGAUUCACUGGACGAGAUUGAACAAGACUAAUUUGAAUUCGAAUUAUAGGAUUCACUCGAGGAGAUUGAACCAGACUAAUUUGAAUUCAUAUUACGUAGAAUUCACUCAAGGAAAUUGAAUUCUACAUGUUUGAAAUUGAGACUCUGAUCAAACAACAAGCAGCUUCGCAAUAUUGUUUGAGGAAUGUUUUUACCUUUUUAACUUUAUUUUUUAAUAUUUAAAAAUCCUACUUUUAGUUUGGAUUUUCAGUUUUGACAUUCCGGAGAAUGUAAGUUUUGUUUGAGAUAAGAAUAGUAGCGAGUUUAAGUUUUUUACAUUUUUAUAAGCUUUUAUAUUCGAGUUUUCUAAAGUAC